This is a messenger RNA of Venustampulla echinocandica, 1215 nucleotides long. RefSeq lists its product as uncharacterized. Bases 1 to 1215 code for a protein of 404 amino acids. The record is from RefSeq and is a predicted model, not a curated record. NCBI's taxonomy places the organism in Eukaryota, Fungi, Ascomycota, Leotiomycetes, Helotiales, Pleuroascaceae. The transcript is spliced from 4 exons.
AUGGCUGAGAUAGUCGGAAUUGUCGCGAGUGUUGGGUCUGUCCUUAAGGUCAUCGGCUCGGCGGGCGUCUUGAUCCGUGGAAUAACACAAGCGCCUCACGAAGCACAGCAGAUUGCCAACCAGCUCGAUGCAACGAAAGCCACCUUGACGUCGUUAAGAGCUAGCCUGCAGAUAGUGCACCGAUCGGAGGAGUUUCUCAGCAUAUGGAAUGGCUCGACGCGAACAGUACUUAGUAAUAUUAAGGUUACUAUGGAGCAGUUGAAUGCGAAGCUUGAUGGUAGAGCAGGUAGUUCAGGGCGUCGGCUUAGCUUCUGGGCUAAGUCUAAAUGGCCUUUUGAGAGAGAAGAGGCUUUGAUACUUCAACAACAAUUGCAAGGAUAUAUGCAAAUGCUUGGCAUGAUACAGAAUGCUUUUCUACAAGGCACGGCACAAACAGCACAAGAAUCUGCUCAAGGAAUUGACGAUAUAAUUUCUUCCGUAGGAAGCUACCCGCUGUCAUCUGCUCCUCUGGAGAAUCCAUUUGCACUCUCCGAGGCACUAGUCGAUCGACCGGAGAGCAUGAUUUCUGAUAACGACAGCACUAUAGUUGCUGGAGAUUCUGUCUCUCAAGUUGGCGUGGAAAGGCCACCGCUAUUACUCAAUCGUAAUGAGUCAGGAGAUACAAGGUCUGUCAGGUUUACACUGCAAGAUGUACUACCUCAAAACAAAUUAUAUACAUACGGAAAUGCACAAGUCUUUAUUGGAGGAUUUAUGAGGAGGAAAGAAUCUUUAGGCACCGGCACGCUUAAUAUAGUUUUAUCAAGUUCACUCGAUCGGCUUUGGCUUGUUUUUCAACCGAAAGGUAUGGAGAAUCAUGAGAGUCGAUGGUAUUUGACCUUUAAAGCUGCCAAGAAAGUUUUAGCAGACUACGACAGGUAUUAUAGGAUUGAAAACGAACGACAUCCCGAUCGACAUUCCGCGGUAAAAUCAAUCCUGAACGUAUAUCCAGACAUGAGACAAAAGGACUGGAACUCACUCAGUAGAGACAAAAUUCUUAUUAUGGGUGUUUUCGAAUAUGUUAUAUUCAGAUACUUGCGUGAUGGAUUAGAUAGAAUGACAAAUGCUGAUCGGAAUGCGAAGCAAGCUGCUGCGAGGAUAAAGGAAUCUGCAGCAGCGAUGAAGAGUGUUACUAAAAGUCGAGAGGCAGCGAUCAGAAGUGCCUCACGAAUGGCUUAG